AUGCCUUGCUCUUUCAACAUUAUUUAUAAUGACUCUGGCAAAGACAAAGCUCCAGUAGCUGCUCAGGUUCCAUAUCAAUGCUCGGGCCAAGCCGAAUAUUCUUCGGCAUCAAGGAUCAAUCAGCACAUUUCGUUAUUGGCCAGUCCUCGAUCUUCGCGUCGUCUUUCCGAAUCUCGGCUAUCAAACGAUGUUUGCUUUGCAUGCCACCAACUCGUUGAACGGGCUCUUGAAUCUAGCUUUCCGGCCUCCCUGCGUGCUAUCAUGUUGUCUCAGACCAAUACUGCUUCUUCUAUUUGGUGGCUGGUGUGUGUCUAA
This is a messenger RNA of Protopolystoma xenopodis, 315 nucleotides long. The record is from the annotation of a GenBank genome assembly. Lineage: Eukaryota; Metazoa; Platyhelminthes; Monogenea; Polystomatidea; Polystomatidae.